AUGACGGAUAAGCUACCCCCGCCACUUCUGGCGCUGUUCCAGCCGCGUCCACCCCUUCGAUAUCUGCCUCCAGGCGAUCGCGCACCAGAUGACUGCCAGAAGAGCACUAUCUCUGGAGUUGCCCAGUUCCUUGCCGAUGCUAAAACUUUUGCCGAUGAAGUUCCCUACAACGCAACUGAAAGCGGGGUGCAGCGCAAAUUGCGCGAGAAAGUCGAGAAGAAAGAGCAGUUAGAGAAGCAGAUAGCGGAUGGACUGCAAAACUACAAUCCGGAUAAAGAUCCUCAAGCUCGAGGCGACCCAUUCAGGACUAUCUUUGUCUCACGCCUCAGUUAUGAAGCCAAAGAAGCUGACCUGGAACGAGAGUUUGGCCGAUUUGGUCCCAUUGAAAGAAUUACCAUCGUCAAAGAUACAGUAUCAGACAAGAAAAAGAAACCCCACAGAGGCUAUGCAUUUGUCGUGUUCGAGCGCGAGAAGGAUAUGAAAGCGGCCUACAAAGACACAGAGAACUUCAGUAUCAAGGGACGACCAGUCGUGGUAGAUGUCGAGCGUGGCCGCACCACCAAGGGGUGGAAGCCCCGUCGCCUUGGUGGCGGUCUCGGAGGGCGCGGAUACACCAAGGUCGCGCAACUCCCCCGUGGUGGACCUGGUUUCAACGCACCAUCUGGACCGGGUGGGUAUGGGGGCGGAUUCCGCGGAGGCUUCGGGGGCAGAGGUGGAGGUGGUGGUUUCCGUGGUGGAGGUUUCCGCGGUGGCAAUGAUCGCUUCGGUGGUCCUCGCGGUGGUAUCGGAUACCAGGGCAACCGUGGCGGCUUCGGUGGACAGGCUCCCCCUAACGCGCCCUCCGGCCCUGGCGGUGGACGUAGCGGAGGUUUCAGAGGUGGUAGCUUCGGUGGUGAUCGUGGUGAUCGUGGUGACCGCGGUGGUGGCGCCGGUGGCAGAUUCGACCGUGGUGCAACUGGCAGCAAUUCGGAGCCUGUGCGGCCUCGAGAUAGCUACGCUGACCGUGACCGCCGCGACUAUGACCGUGACGACCGUUACAGAGAUCGUGAUCGUGACCGCAUGGGAGAUCGAGGCACUGGAGACCGAAACGGAGACCGAUUCCGCGACCGGGACCGUGAACGUGGUGAACGUGGUGACAGGUAUGGCGGCGGUGGCCGUGAUGGUGGCCGUGAUGGUGGUCGUGACGGCGGCCGGGAGGAUUAUGGACGCAAGCGAAACCGUGAGGAUGAACCUGGACACGAUGAUCCUCGUUCCAGGAGAAGGUAUUAA
Messenger RNA from Penicillium psychrosexuale, 1269 nucleotides. RefSeq names its product U1 small nuclear ribonucleoprotein 70 kDa. NCBI's taxonomy places the organism in Eukaryota, Fungi, Ascomycota, Eurotiomycetes, Eurotiales, Aspergillaceae. Gene Ontology annotation, biological process: mRNA splicing, via spliceosome. The transcript is spliced from 4 exons. Gene Ontology annotation, molecular function: mRNA binding; U1 snRNA binding. Gene Ontology annotation, cellular component: U2-type prespliceosome; U1 snRNP; precatalytic spliceosome. The record is from RefSeq and is a predicted model, not a curated record. The coding region runs from base 1 to 1269 and encodes 422 amino acids.